Rhagoletis pomonella (apple maggot) is the source of this 1250-nucleotide messenger RNA. Its product is annotated as U3 small nucleolar RNA-associated protein 15 homolog. Lineage: Eukaryota; Metazoa; Arthropoda; Insecta; Diptera; Tephritidae. Gene Ontology annotation, molecular function: protein binding. The transcript has 2 exons. Gene Ontology annotation, cellular component: nucleolus. Gene Ontology annotation, biological process: positive regulation of transcription by RNA polymerase I; rRNA processing. The record is from RefSeq and is a predicted model, not a curated record. Bases 414 to 1250 code for a protein of 278 amino acids.
UAAUGCGUUCUUUCAAUGGGGAUGAGCUCGAAUUGAGGUUUUCCGAAUAAAAUACAACAAUCAUGCUUUUUAUAAAAUAAACUUUACUUUGCAUAUAGCAAUUGAAUUUUUUUUAUUUUUUUUUUUAUUUUUAUUUUUAUUUAUUUAGUUUAUUUUUUUUUUUUUUGUGAUACCCUGUGCCACACUGAGGCGGUGUUGCUUUCACAUAGCGUAAAAUUUACGAUCAUUGUUGACAUUUCAUUCAUCGAAUUGCAGCCUAAGUCAAGCAUUUCCUGAAUGACACGAGACGCUUCCGUUAGAAAUAUGUCACGGAUACCAUUCACGCAAUUAAGCACCCCAUCCUUGCACGUCAAAACCCAGUUGACCUGAAGGAUGGAUGGGGAAUUCGUCGCAUCGCUUUGGUUAGCCGGAUAAUGGAAUUAUCUCCAGUGGAGGCCAAAUUUUUAGGUCCAGUUGUGUUAGAGGUGCCGCAUUUCGGUUCUUUGCGUGAUAAGGAACGUGAAAUCAUAAUUUUGCGCUCCGACAAUGGAGAUAGUUGGCGAGAGCAUACUUUAUACGAUAGUGAUCAGGAUCUACUGCAUAUAGCUAGUUUCUCGGAUGAUCGUACGGUUAAAUUAUGGGACAUUGGGACUGAGAAAACUACGCUUACUUUUGCAGAGCAUGAGGAUUAUGUGCGCGCUGGCGCGGUAAAUCCCAUGUCACCAGACACAUUAAUAUCCGGUGGUUACGACGGUAAAAUUAAGAUGUAUGACACACGUACACAAAACGUUUCGUUCAGUAUUGAUCAUGGGAGCCCAGUUGAAUCUUUGCUGUUUCUGCCAACGGGUGGUAUAUUUAUCAGCGCAGGUGGUACAGAAAUGCGUGUUUGGGAUGCUUUCGCUGGAUGUCGACUUUUAACGAAAGUAUCACAACACCACAAAACCAUUACAAGUCUACGUCUCGGUUCCAAUGGCAAGCGUAUACUUUCUGGGAGCUUGGAUCGUCAUGUCAAGAUCUAUGAUGUCGCAACAUACCAAACUGUGCACACGCUUGAUUUCCCCAACGCCGUGCUGAGUCUUGGAGUUGCGCCGGGAGAUCAAACUGUUGUGGCGGGUAUGGUAGACGGGCUUAUUUCAAUACAAAAUAUGGAAAUAGAUCGCAAUAAAGAAGCGAAACCAAAACGUAAUGCUAACAAACAGCGCCGGCUGACUUCGAUGAAAGUGGAUCACAAUAUCCGUGAUGAAAAGCCACCGAACUAUAUGCAUAUAUGA